Aplysia californica (California sea hare) is the source of this 1135-nucleotide messenger RNA. Its product is annotated as dual specificity protein phosphatase 3. Gene Ontology annotation, molecular function: MAP kinase phosphatase activity; protein tyrosine/serine/threonine phosphatase activity. Gene Ontology annotation, cellular component: cytoplasm. The coding region runs from base 150 to 767 and encodes 205 amino acids. Lineage: Eukaryota; Metazoa; Mollusca; Gastropoda; Aplysiida; Aplysiidae. Gene Ontology annotation, biological process: negative regulation of MAPK cascade; protein dephosphorylation. The record is from RefSeq and is a predicted model, not a curated record. The transcript has 4 exons.
ACAGACGACCAGUCACCGGUUUGUUUUGAAAAGUAUAAAAAUGUAAACAGUUAACUUGACAACGUCAGUUGAGAGAGACGCUGUACUUUGUAAACAAGCACGCUGAAUUCUUCAUCUAAGGAAACAGUUGGUGCGACAAAAGUUGAGCCAUGACUCAGACCCCGGUGAACUUGAAGUUGUUUUUUGAGGUGAAGGAAUUCUUACAGAGCUCCAACGAUGACGCCAGCUCUAAGAAGGUCAAGGCGGUGCCUCCUGGGAGCUUUUCCUUGUUCCAGUUCCCAAUGGAGCCGAAGAACCCGUGUGAUGAGGUGUACCCCGGGAUAUUUAUAGGGAAUGGCCGGAUGGCCAAAGAGCCGGAGAAGCUUCAGCAGAUCGGCGUCACCCACGUUGUCAAUGUGAGCAUGGGCCCAAAGUUUAACCAAGUCAAUACAGAUUCUGUGUACUAUGACUGGUACAACAUACAGUUCCACGGGAUCCCGGCCAUGGAUGUUAUAUCAUUCAAACUGACUCCAUAUCUCUCACCGGCCGCAGAGUUUAUUGAAGACGCUCUCAGUAAUAAGGGUGUGGUGUACGUGCACUGCCAGCAGGGUGUGUCCAGAUCGGCGUCUGUCGUUCUGGCGUUCCUCAUGCUAAAGAGAAAUCUGGGACUGAUGGAGGCGGUGCAGACGGUCCGAGCAAAGAGAGAGAUCUUCCCCAAUGAGGGAUUUCUCAAGGAGCUUGUGCGCCUCAACGAUGAGAUCUUCUGUCCGGACCAAGUGGCCACGUAGAUGUGAGGAGAGACGACGUGACUGAAAGACUUUGUCUGUCGUUUCACUGAGUCAAGUUGGACAACUGAAAACUUUCCUCUGCUGUACUGAACAAAUAAUACUCAGCAGCUUAUGAAAGUGCCAUGUAUCACUGUAGACUAUAGAGAUCACCCUGGAUUGUUUAAAAAUGGCUGCUCUUGUCCAGGCAAAUACAGUAGAGUCCACAAAUCUCGAACUCGAAAAUCAUGAAUUCUCGGGUAUCUCGAACAUAAUGCUCGGUCCCGUUUCAGUCUCGAUGUUUUCUUUGUGUUGAUUUCACUGAGUUCCAGAACACUCGGAACACGCAUCACUCAAAUCUCGAACAAAUCCACUUGGCAUUUUCACGUAUA